AUGAAUCGAUUAAGUCAAAUCCCCCAAUUUUACGGAACAAAAAGAAAAAUUAAAAUUCUUCUUUUCUUUCACCUCUCCUUUCCGUUCCUCUUUCUCUCCCUAUAUCUUCUUGUUUCAUUAUCUCUCUCUCUCUCUCUCUCUCUCUCUCUCUCUCUCUCUUUGUUUCUGUCAUUCUCUCUACCAACACUUCUCUCCCCAUCCCGACUUUCUUCUUCUCCUCUGUUCCCCAUCACUGGCCUAUUUCCUCCCCCCUCCACUCUCUCUGUCUCUCUCUCUGUCUCUCUCUCUCUCUCUCUCUCUCUCACUCUCUCUCUCACACACACACUCUUUUCUGUCUACAUCAUCUCUCUCCCUAAAUCUUCUCUCUUCUCAUCUUUCUCUUCCCUGGUAACCCAAUCUCUAUUUCCUCUUUUUCUUCUAUUCGCCUCUUACCCCCCUUUCUCUCUCAAUUUCCUUUUUCCUUGUCUGGCCCUCCUUCUCUCUCCUCUUCUUUCUUGCCCAUACUCUCCCUCCUUUCUCCCGUCCACUUUCUUUCCACGCCCCCUCUUUCUCAACCACCUUUUUCUCUUUUUUUCUUUCUUUCUUUCUUUCUUUCUUUCUUUCUUUCUUUCUUUCUGA
Messenger RNA from Acanthosepion pharaonis, 618 nucleotides. The record is from the annotation of a GenBank genome assembly. Lineage: Eukaryota; Metazoa; Mollusca; Cephalopoda; Sepiida; Sepiidae.